AACAAUAGGGGUAAAAAACGCCAUAACACAACACUGCACUGGAACAGUGUGUACCAGUGGCCAUAAUAGUUUACGAUCCACCAUCGAUCCUUUUUUGUGGGUUUUCCAACGACAAAAGGGAGGAGCUAAAAGUGAUCGUUCGCCUGGUUACCAGCGCAACCAGCACACCUGAUCGAGAUCGAGAUGUUUUAGCGUGAGCGAGAUAGCCAGUGGUUUCUUCGCGCCCAAAACACCUGAGACAGGUUUUUUAACCACUUUUUUACAAACUUACUCAAUACCACUAGCUACGACUUUGAGCUGAGAGUUUCAUACUUUUCCUACACACUCUGCUGUCGGCCAUCAUCGCGUCGAGGAGGAAAUCGUAGUAACAGUGCGUUACGCGUGAGUUAAAUUCCCUCUUCGAUUCGUACGUUACGAACGCUUCCUCGACAGAGUGACUGCAGUGCACGAUCAAGUGACGAACCUAUCUUUCGUUCCGUUUUUGCAAGUGACGUGUCGGGUGUUUUUUUGGAGAAGAAACCAAAUUUUCGACCUCCAGUGAAACAAAUUUGAACGCGAUGUCGAAGGUGAAUUGUUUAUGAUCUCCCACGUACAAGUGUUUGUGUGUGUGUUUGUAUGUGUCAAGUGUGCCAAACAGGAUUCCCGCAGAAGACCCACGCCCCGGGUACAGUGUGUCAAGUGUCAACCGAAACAGCGGUCAAACCCCGGUGUGACAAACAGGCGAGAAAGAAAGGCACGAGCGUGUAGGAAGAUGUUGAUUAUUUAUAAAACAUUUGACAAACCCAUACUAAUUAAUUAGUGUAUAUCCAUAGCAUUAUUACAAAGAUUAUUAUUAAAAUUGUCCAUAUUUGUGAACCGGUGUGUGCGUGUGUGUCCAGUGUAUGUGUUGUGGUUUUUUUUUCGCAUACUUAAACCUUCAUUCAUCACUUCUUCUAACAUUGAUGCGUCCGAGUGUGGUGUUUGAUUAUUUUGAAAAGUGAAUGAUCUUUAACACCCCCUUUCAACACCUGUGCAAUAAGAACAGCGAUCUUAACGAGGUGUAAAAAUGUUUUCUUAAGAUGGUGCGUACGUGUGAGAAAUGUGAUUAUUAUAACCCGAUUAUGUGUUAGUAAAUCGAACGGCUAAUAAAUUUACAGUUUUGCGAAUUUUCAUACUAAUGUCGUGAUAUUUGCAUAUUCAAUUUGCUCAAAUUUCGUGCGAUCAUUCAACCGAUUUCAGUGUGCAAAUCGCACACGAUUCCUACUCAAUACAGUGCGUUCAACGGAUACGCAAUUUUUAACUACCGACGGUCAGUCACUUCUGCUCUACAGUACCUGUGACCGGAAACUCUUCGCAGCCUGACCGAUUAGCGGGUGUCAAACGGUUCGUAAAGAGGAGAUAAUUUUCCUAAUUGCAACAAAAGCCUUCACACAACAGAACCACUGUGCACGGGUGAUUAACAGAAUUCAGCCAAUCUCAUCCACCACCCCGGGUUUCCCCUGUCCGUUCUCAACGAUCUUAACGCAACUUUCGCACCCCACUUGAAAGGAUCGCUGGGGAAGUGCGGGUGUCGGUAGCAACUGGCAGGCGUUUCGUUCGCUGCUCUAUCCAACGAAAGCGGAUCGAUGCGAUCGGUCGAUGAGAUGGCGACGUCACACAUACUGUCCGCCAUUGAUCCAAUUAUAACUGGGUCGGCAAAUACACCGACGAGCGGCGGUAUGAACGGUGGCGAUGGAGGGUCCGUCCCGAAUGGGGCCAGUACCGGGGCGGGCUCUACCGUUGGAGGAACUUUGCUACAGUCCGGGUCGACGGUUAUGGGACGAGGUGCCGGAGAUCGGAGCCUAUCGGUCACGCUGGACGAUCGGGAUCUUUGGUUGCGCUUUCAGAAUCUCACCAACGAAAUGAUCGUCACUAAAAAUGGCAGGCGCAUGUUUCCUGUGGUAAAGGUGACCGCUACCGGGCUCGACCCAACCGCCAUGUAUACGGUACUGCUGGAAUUUUCGCAAGUCGACUCACACCGCUGGAAGUACGUCAACGGCGAAUGGGUUGCCGGUGGGAAGGCAGAAGCACCACCACCGAACCCGGUUUACGUGCACCCGGAGUCACCAAACUUCGGUCAGCACUGGAUGAAGGAACCGAUCUCCUUUGCCAAGGUGAAGCUUACCAACAAAACAAACGGCAAUGGGCAGAUCAUGCUAAACUCGCUGCACAAGUACGAGCCACGGGUGCAUCUGGUGCAGGUGGUGUCGGAUGCGCGCGAUCAGCGCAACGUUCACACGUACCCGUUCCCAGAGACGCAGUUCAUCGCCGUCACGGCGUACCAGAACGAGGAGGUCACCUCGCUCAAGAUCAAAUACAACCCGUUUGCGAAGGCGUUUCUCGAUGCGAAGGAGCGGCCCGAUUCGGUGUACUCGCGCGAAAGUUCCACCUACGGGUGGCUUAACUUUCAUCCUUCCUAUGCGACGGCUCAAUCACCGCUGCAGGCACAGGUGGAUCGGUCCUACCAGCACACGCAUUCCGUUGCCCGGACGAAUCGUGUCACUCCUUACACUACCCAACGCUCACGGAACACCAGCGGCAGUUCCUCGCCCCAGCACAGUUCGUACCUGCCGCUGGAUUCGGUAUCAACACCCGUCUUUUCGUCCUACCCUUCGACGUGGCAAACUCAGACCACACCGAGUGGAUCUUACUGGAGCAAUCCUACCGGUGCAGUACAACAAUCAAAUCUCGGCACUAACCCGGGCAGUCCGAACUCGAUACCGCCCAACAUCUCGCCGACACCUUCGAACGGGUCACCGUCCUAUGCGACCUCGUCACCGACGUACCCGGCAAGUCAUCCGGCACUGACACCACAGCAUCCGCAGUACAUUCCCGUGUCCAGCGCACAGAUGGAGGGCAUUUACCAACCGGCUGGAUCACCCCAGCAAAUCUACACUCCUUCCAGUCAUCAGAUUUACCAUCCAACCCCUACACAAGUGUCUCCGAACCAUCAGCUGUACGGGAACGUUCUGAAUGCGCCGUCCAUCACAAAUCUAGGUUACUCAACCUCCUGGCACAGUGCCAGUGACUUCAGUGUCUACCAAAGCACGUACCACUAUCCGACGGCCGAAUACAUCCCCAUGAUAGGAGAGAUUAACACUUACAACCAUCCCUCGGACAUAACGGAGCUGACUUCGGUGGGAGCACCUCAUCGUCAUCUAGAACCGGCGGCACCCUCACCACUGCAAUACCACCAUCACGGGCAUCACGUGAGCGAAGGUUCUCCACUGAUCCCAACGCAUCACCAUCAUCAUCAUCAGCAGCAGCAUCACGGCAGUACGAAUGCGCAAUGCACUGAGAAUCAAAGUCCCGAACCAACACCCGGUACGGUUGCGACCAGUGUUGCCAGUGCGCUCAAUUCGGUAGCUUCGUCACCCAAUGCCGUAGGAUCGGGAGGACAACUUUCCCACAGUCCCGGUCGAACGUCGCUUAAUGCCGUCGGCAGUGCCUGGACACCGCUCACACCACCGCAGACGACCAGUAUCUAAUGGCGCUGGUGGGAACAAUGUUAUUUGAACACACACACACAGGGAUGUACCAUCACUUUUAAAUUGUGCCCUAGAACCAGUGCGGGAAGCAAAAGAGUACACUACCGUUUGGCAGCGUUAAAAAGUGUUAGUUUUAAUUAGAAAUGCAAUUUUAAAUUAAUACUUACCUAGACAGAAUAAAGCUUAAGAAUGUGCGAAAUGUAUUAAUGAAUCUUCGUUAAAAUGUUGAAUGAAAAAAAAUAUUUACAAGCCGCAAUUGAAAUUAAAAAGCUUCUUACGAGUGUCGUAAUGUUAUGAUUUCGAAGAACUCUUGAAUAUAUAAUGCUCUUCAAUAUUGUUGUCUUCUAUUCAGCGGUCGAUUAAGACACGACAGCUAGUUUUAGGCAUUUGACCACAGAGGACUCCACACAAGUCGAUCGAGUGGUGAAUUUGAUGAAUUCCCGAUCGAGGAGGUGCAAUGACCGGUGGAUUU
Molecule: messenger RNA, 3978 nt
Organism: Anopheles funestus (African malaria mosquito)
Lineage: Eukaryota; Metazoa; Arthropoda; Insecta; Diptera; Culicidae
Gene: byn
Product: T-related protein
Exons: 6
Coding region: 1605-3506 (633 amino acids)
Biological process (GO): mesoderm formation; cell fate specification; positive regulation of DNA-templated transcription
Cellular component (GO): nucleus
Molecular function (GO): DNA-binding transcription factor activity, RNA polymerase II-specific; RNA polymerase II cis-regulatory region sequence-specific DNA binding
Source: RefSeq, a predicted model, not a curated record